AUGGCUGUAACAGGAAAGAUAGGUGAAGUUGAAAUCAAAUGUCAUCGUCACCUGGCCUUUGAACUUUUCAAGCACAAGCCACACGACACGUCAGUCAUCGACCCUGAGAGGAUUGAAGCUUGCCAUUUAGUUUCCGGUGAAUGGGGUGUUCCUGGAGCUGUCAUUCUGUGGGACUACUACCAUGAUGAAAAAAAGGAAACUGCUAAAGAAAUCAUUGAAGAAAUUGAUGAUGAAUUACACAAAAUUGUUUUCAAAGUGAUUCGAGAUAUCUUGGAGGUGUAUAAUUCCCUUAGUUUCAUCUUUACCACCAAAGAUGUGGGCGAUAAGAAGUUUGUUAUCUGGACUAUAGAGUUCGAGAAAGCAAACCCAAGUAUACCGGAUCCAACAUCGUAUAUGGACGUGGUUUGUGGAAUAGUUGGAAAUAUGGAUUCUCAUUUUCUCAAGUAA
Lactuca saligna is the source of this 447-nucleotide messenger RNA. Lineage: Eukaryota; Viridiplantae; Streptophyta; Magnoliopsida; Asterales; Asteraceae. The record is from the annotation of a GenBank genome assembly.